Molecule: messenger RNA, 321 nt
Organism: Limanda limanda (common dab)
Lineage: Eukaryota; Metazoa; Chordata; Actinopteri; Pleuronectiformes; Pleuronectidae
Gene: nicol1
Product: NELL2 interacting cell ontogeny regulator 1
Exons: 3
Coding region: 1-321 (106 amino acids)
Source: RefSeq, a predicted model, not a curated record
AUGCUCGUGUCCGUGUUGUUAAAGGUGAUCGACCGUCGCAGCAGCAUCAUGACGUCCAGAUGUUCCCUGCAUGCAGCGGUGCUGAUGCUGAUGCUGAUGCUGCAGCUCGUCUGUGUCCCUGCAGCCGCGGAGGAGACUGGUACCGUCAUCCCGGCAGAGAGUCGCCCGUGUGUGGACUGUCAUGCCUUUGAGUUCAUGCAGAGGGCGCUGCAGGAUCUCAAGAAGACGGCCUUCAACCUUGAUGCCAGGACGGAGACGCUGGUGCUGAGAGCGGAGAGGAGGGCUCUGUGCGACUGUAUGCCCACCAACUCGCUGCGCUGA